Oncorhynchus tshawytscha (Chinook salmon) is the source of this 1167-nucleotide messenger RNA. Its product is annotated as rho-related GTP-binding protein RhoV. Gene Ontology annotation, molecular function: GTP binding; GTPase activity. Gene Ontology annotation, biological process: small GTPase-mediated signal transduction. NCBI's taxonomy places the organism in Eukaryota, Metazoa, Chordata, Actinopteri, Salmoniformes, Salmonidae. The coding region runs from base 156 to 899 and encodes 247 amino acids. The transcript has 3 exons. The record is from RefSeq and is a predicted model, not a curated record.
UUCACUGUCAUUCACAAUCCGACAAGGUGAGACAACAGAACACAUCGCUUAAUGAAGAAAAACUCUUCUAUAGAAUCGCACUUCGGAAUAGCCUAAAAUAAGACUGAGCUUUUAUGCACGGGAAAGUUACUAAUCUUCAACUUUAAUCGUCGGACAUGCCACCUCAAAUGGAUUAUUAUUGUGAAGAAUCCCGCGUCCCCUCUUCAUGCGGAUUGAUAAACCAAGAGGCCGGGUUGGAGAGGGAGUCAGCGCCGGGGUUGGAGAGGGAGUCAGCGGCUAUCAGCUGUAUGCUGGUGGGGGACGGGGCGGUGGGAAAGACAAGCAUGAUAGUCAGUUACACCAGCAAUGGAUACCCCACGGAAUACAAACAGACCGGCUUUGAUGUCUUUUCAGGUCAGGUCCAAGUAGGAGGAGCCUCAGUCAGAAUACAACUACUGGACACAGCUGGACAGGAGGUGUUUGACGAUUUCCGCUCCCUCUCCUACUCCCACACGGAUGUCUUCCUGCUCUGCUUCAGUGUGGUCAACCCCACCUCCUUCCACAAUGUCACCCACAAGUGGAUCCCAGAGAUCCGAGCCUGCAACCCCUCAGCUCCCAUCAUCCUCGUGGGCACCCAGUCCGACCUCCUACUGGACGUCAACGUCCUGAUCAACCUGGCCCGUUGCGGGGUCAAACCGGUGCUGACCAAUCGGGCGCGGAGCGUGGCGGUGAAGAUCAGAGCGGCGGACUAUGUGGAGUGUUCUUCGUUGACGCAGAAGAACUUAAAAGAGGCGUUCGACGCGGCCAUCUUUGCUGCCAUCAAACACAAGGCCAGGAAGGAGAAGAAGAGGCGGCUGUCGGACAGACGCAGCAAGGCCUUCUCUAAAUGCAGCUGGAGGAAGUACUUCUGUUUUAUCUGAGAUGAGAUCCCAUGGGUCCUGGACAGAAUAAUGACUAUUAUUAUUUAUUAACUUAUGAAGACUUACUAAGAACUUGUAGCUUUGGAAUCGUCCCAGAAUUGGUAAAUGAACUGAGUUCUACUAGUAGUCCUGGACUGAAGACAGUGGUAUAGCGUACUUCACUAGCCCUUACAGGUCACCAAGUAAGAACGGGUACUGAAGUGUAAUAAAGACAAGAGAAAAUCAAAACCAAGGACAUUGAGUACAUCUUGUCAGUGGGACAAGGCUG